Messenger RNA from Centruroides sculpturatus (bark scorpion), 1852 nucleotides. Its product is annotated as agrin-like. The record is from RefSeq and is a predicted model, not a curated record. Gene Ontology annotation, biological process: G protein-coupled acetylcholine receptor signaling pathway; multicellular organism development; cell differentiation. Lineage: Eukaryota; Metazoa; Arthropoda; Arachnida; Scorpiones; Buthidae. Gene Ontology annotation, molecular function: laminin binding. Bases 95 to 760 code for a protein of 221 amino acids. The transcript has 3 exons.
CCACCCCAAUUACGGUCAGUAAGUAGGCUCCGCCUUUAGCGCUGCUGCAGUGAGAAGGACGACUCUAUGUCUUUUCUAACAGUUCACUCUUGAUAUGUCUUUAAUAUACGUUUUCUUAGCUUUAUUAGUCGUUACUUCAGAAGCUAGAAGAAGAUAUCAAGACUGCCAUGAAGAUACGAUAGAAUCUAGAGAAGAAUCUGCAGAUGUUGUUUUGACUGGCACCGUUAAUCGUGUUUACACUUCAUCAAGAGGUCAUUACAGUUGCGAAGUUAGAAUUAAGAGAAUUAUCAAAGGAGAUAGGUUGGAAGCUGGCAAUAAUGUCUUAGUCGAAGGGCUAGGUAAUGAAGACUUUUGUGAUAGUCAUCUGAGGAGCGGCGAUACCCGUAUAUUUAUGCUCAAUCGGCUAAGUAUCGGGCUUUACCGCUUAAAUUCUAGCCUGUUACAAAUUAACGUGCCUAAUUUGGAUAGAGUUCGAAACGCUGUCAAAGAUGAAAUACGUCCAAGAAGGCCUCCAAUAUUAGAUGAACCAUGCGAAAAGAAAUAUUGCCCUCACAACGGCGAUUGUCACUUCGACAAAAGAAUUCAAUUAGCAUCCUGCAGAUGCCCCGAUUCAUGCAUUUACGGAGGACACAUCCCUGUAUGUGGUAGCGAUGGAAUCACGUACCCUUCUUGGUGUAGUUUUCGCAUUGACACCUGUAAACAGAGGAAAGAUGUGUAUAUGAAACACGAAGGAACGUGUCAAAUUAGCAGAUCUUUUUAAUUUCGUAGAAAAAUAUAAUAAUAACACAUGAUUAAAAACAGCUAUAAAUAAUACUUAGAUACCAGUAGAAUCUUAAAACUAAUUAUGUAUUAGCUGAUACAAAUUAUUUUUAUUAACUUUUUACAAUCUAUUAUUAUAAUUAAUACCUUUAAAGAAAAUUGUAAAAAACAUAGAUUUAUGUUUGUUAUUCGUUAAAGAUAAAUGCUUUUAUAAUUUAUUAAUUAACCUUUAAAUAAUCUUCCACUUAAUAAAAUAUAUAAAAUUUAUAUUAAAUCUUGUAACUAGAUUAUUUUGAAUUUCAUCUAAUAGUUUUUAAAUUUUCUUUGAAUUAUAGUAUAACGCACAAUCAUUCUAAAUAUAUAGAAAUCUUUGUAAGCAAUAUUUCAAUAUUUAAAUUACAUUGUUUUGCAGGAUUUAGCUUGCAGGUUUAAACUAUUAGCUUCUACGGUUAACCAAAGGAGAUAAUAAUUUAAAUUUCGUUAUUUUAAAAAUAUUUACGUAACAUUUGAUUUAUUGCAUACGUAUGUAGCAACUUAUUUAACAUUAAAACAGUGAUUUAAAUUUUAAAUCGAAUUUUGUAGAGGAAAAUUUCAUUAUCAAACAAAAAAAUAAUUGAAAAUGGAAGAAUUUUUGAAUAUUUUUUUUAUUUUUUGCGUCAUAUUAUCUAUAUAUACAAAAGUAAACAACAUUAAAAAACAAAUGAAUUCUUAUAGAUAACGAAUUAUCAAAAGAAAAAUGUAGUAGUUAAAUCGUCUCACAACAAAAUUACAUAAUAUAAAGUACAAGUUAUACUAUAUUUACGAAAAUAGCUUUUUAUCUGUUGUGAUUUUUAGUUUUAUUAUUAUUAUUAACUUGUAUAUUAUAACCUGGUAUUUUAUAUAAUUUUAAUUAAAUUAAAUAUUUCAACUAUCUUUAAAGUUUAAUAUAAUUAUUAUAUCAUAUUGUUUACUUCUGAUAUCUGUUAGUGAAAUUUGAUGAUGUAACGCAAUUCAGCUUUACUUUUCUCAUAGUCAAUACAUUAUCUUAUUUUUAUCGUUUCUUAACUUUUAAAGAGAUAUUACAUUUUUUAAAAAUAUAUUACACAAUAUAAAA